Messenger RNA from Sorghum bicolor (sorghum), 449 nucleotides. RefSeq lists its product as uncharacterized. NCBI's taxonomy places the organism in Eukaryota, Viridiplantae, Streptophyta, Magnoliopsida, Poales, Poaceae. The transcript has 3 exons. The record is from RefSeq and is a predicted model, not a curated record. Bases 15 to 362 code for a protein of 115 amino acids.
UCUUCCUCUUCAUCAUGAUGAUCAAUCGGUCUGCAGCCAUGGCUCUGCUUCUCCCUCUCUUGCUCGUGCUAUUCUUGGCCACCAGUGGUCAAGCCAACGCCGAUGAACCGUCAACAUCACAUAGCAAGAGCUAUGAAACCUCGAUGGGGCCAUCGGCAGCAACUGGCGGUCACCGUCACCGGGAGAUCAAGAUUGGUCCAUGCUUCCCAAGCAGAGACAGCAAUGCUCUCUCCGACAAAGGCAAUGCUCCCUCCUGCAUCAAGCGAUGCACGAGCAAAGGCUAUGCUGGUGGGCGCUGUGACACUGUGUCUGGCGGCCUCCCCGGCGACUGCUUCUGCGUCACGCUUGAUGGCCGUGCAUAGGCCACCCAGUGGUAUCACUGUCUCGGUUCUGCAAGAGGUUGGAGCUAGCAAUCAUGGCAGGAAGAAUAACUAGGGUUUAUUUUGGUA